Molecule: messenger RNA, 11152 nt
Organism: Cataglyphis hispanica
Lineage: Eukaryota; Metazoa; Arthropoda; Insecta; Hymenoptera; Formicidae
Product: probable WRKY transcription factor protein 1
Exons: 19
Coding region: 220-7155 (2311 amino acids)
Biological process (GO): autophagy
Cellular component (GO): intracellular membrane-bounded organelle
Molecular function (GO): protein binding
Source: RefSeq, a predicted model, not a curated record
CUCCCAUCUCCCAACUCUCGCUGAUUCAGUGUUUCGUGUUUCGUGUAUUAGCUCGAAUGAACUAAUGGAGGACGAGAAGAUGUUUCGAUAGAAUAUAAAAUAUGCGAUCGGAGAUACAUUUAUUGUAUAUGUGAAGUGAAGCGCAAUUUUUUUUCCCAUGUCCGUCGUUCCAAUACAAUAGAUAACUCUCGCAGAAUUUGCAAGGACUAUCUUUCCUAAAUGGGGAAGGUUAAGAAGAGGCCGGAAUUGCUCCAUUGUGGCAAAUCGCGCAAUAUAUUGCGUAAUUUAAUGCUGAGAGAUUUCGGAUUACACACAACUCAUAAAACUAGUACACAUGGAUUAGAGCCAAUAGCUGAAGCAAACUUAGUUUUAAAAGAUCAUAAAGAAUUGAAAUGUAGUUUACCUGGUGUUCCUAGAGCCACAUUUUUGAUGGUUUUCAGUCCUGACGGAUCUAUGGUGGCAUCUACACAUGGGAAUCACAAUGUUUAUAUUACGGAAAUUUCAACGGGAAGAAAUAUUAGAAUUUUGUCUGGACAUCCACGUACUCCAUGGUGCAUAGCUUUCCAUCCAUCCUCUAAUCAAAUCUUAGCAUCUGGCUGCUUGGGAGGUCAAGUUCGUGUUUGGGAUUUAAGUGGUGGUAGUGAAAUUUGGAAUGCCGAUAGUCAUACUGUUAUUGCUUCGCUUGCAUUCCAUCCAUUUGAAAGAUUAUUAGUUAUAGCGACAUACAAUGAAAUUCAUUUCUGGGACUGGAGUAAGUCUCAACCUUUUGCUGUAGCUGCUACAAAGACUGACAAGGAAAAAGUGAGAUAUGUAGCUUUCGACAAUUUAGGAAGAAAACUAAUCACAGGAAUUGCAAAUACCCCACAAGUUCAACCACAAUGGGAUCGGGCUCCCGUGGGACAAUUACUUAGAACUAGUUUGGUGAAUUUUAGGUACCAGCCGCGAGAAGGCUUUCCGGAUGUUGAGCUUUCACCUUGGCACUUGUGGAAUCAUAGCUCUAUAUAUGGAAGAGGGUCGACGGAUAAUCAUACUCCAGAUAGAACUUCCCGUGCGUAUCUGUUUAUGCGCAGAGGUCACGAAAUGUCCAGCUUGUCACGAUUUGCCAGUCAUCAACAGUUCAGGAAUAGUGCACGGCAGGAAGAGGCGCGGUUUCAACGGCGACGUAAUCUAUCUGAAGGUACAAUGUCUAUGUUACGAUGGCCCUCGUGCCAUCGUAGAUGCAAUGAUAGACAUCAUGAGCUAGUACGACAACUUAGAACCGCUAUAUCAUUUCGUAACAAUGCUCAAUCUGCAAGUACUUCAUCUGGUACUGUAACAAUUGAGAUUCGUCGUAAUAGUUUUCUGCCUUACGAUGUAGAACUGAAUCAAACUAAUGAAGCUACAUCUUCACCGAAUAUCACGAGAAAUCUUCCUCGCCCGACCGGGAAUCCAACGAAUGCGGACAAUGUCGAAAACAGAUCGGCGGACGACAGUAACGACGAUGAUUUUCCGUAUACUUCAGUGAGGAAUCGCGAUCGAGAACCUAACACGACAAAUACUUCUCAUCUCAGGGAUACAUUAUACGAGCGAUUGAACAACGUAUGGGACGAAAGAAUGCGCGGAAGGAGUGUUCAAGAUCCGGAAAGGAGGAUCAAUUUAUGCUACAGAAACCUUGUCGAUCAAUAUGUGACGCUCGUAAGACGAUACUUUGACAUUUCCAGAAAUAGAGAUACGAUCGAUCGUGGCACAGACCCUAUGGAUAUGCCAGAAACAUCCGCUAAUUCGGAAGAGUCUAAUAAUAACAGAAGCGAAUCAUCGGCGGCAACUGAAUCAUCUAUACGAAGAUUAAGAAACGAAUUGAAUUCCAGUGCUCAAGCGAAUAAUACGAAUCUGGAGAGACAUUUACAACGAUAUCAGCGAUUAUUGAUGGAACGUUGCGAGCAAGAAGAGAUUGGAACCACUCUUCAUAAUUUGAGGGAGGCUCUGAACGCCGCCGCCGAGAAUAAUAGUUCAUGCUUAGUGCGAUUGCAGAAACUACGAGAGAGAUUGCAACGGCAAACGACAACUUUAUUCGAGUAUUCCAAUAACCGUAAUACUCGUCUUCAGUUACUUCGCAACGCUCUCAACGACGAGAUCGAAGCGCUUAAUAAUAUGGAAGCGCAAUUUACUAACACAAGUUCCAGGAUCGAACGAUUGCGAGAUGAAUUCGCAAUGUACGGUUUUAUUCCACGAAAUCGUCACAUCGCGACUGAUCCUUCGCAGGUGAAUUUAAGCGAUGCUGAAUGGAGAGCGCUUACGCAAAACGAUGGACAAUUACCUAGCACCAGUUCUGCAUCAUCGAGGAUACAUGAAUCUACUGUAUUUCCUAGCACAAGUUAUAACGGAGAGAAUGAAGAAAAUAGCGCAAUAUGGCCUGAAAGUGCGAAUGAUAGAGAGAACACGAAUACUUUGUCAAGAAAUACGGGGAGAGCCAUGAGAAGACGAUUCGAUGCUACAAACAUAGAAGACGAACCGCCGAGGCGACGAAAGCGCAAAUUAGGACCAAUGUUAUCAGCCUAUUUGGAAGAUAGCUCAUCUUCGAGCGACGAAAGCUAUCCGCAAGCAUCGACAUCAUCCCAUAAUGGUGCGUCUAAUUUUACAGUUUCAAGUCAUUCAGCAUUUCAGCCAAAUGUACCUAAAUCCACACAACGAGCGAACUCGCAGACUCGAGAAGCAACAACUAGUUCUCCCAGAUUAAAUGAAAGUGACAGAAACAGAUUCCCUAACAAUUUAAAUAACGAAUCAGAUGGAAAUAAUAUUCAAAAUAGAACAUCAAGAAACACCCAAAAUUUACAAGAAUCGAGAUCUCAAGAAUUCAGUAGUAGAAAUUCACUCAGGAAAAUGCUGGAUACUCUCCAGCGAAAUUUACAUGCAGAUCGGGUAGAAAACAAUAGUGGGCAACAAGUAUCUUUGGAUGAUUCGGAGAAUGGAUAUUGGCUUCUUGAAGAGAACAGUAAUUCGGAUUCAAAUUUGGACGAUACAAAUAAUAGCAACUCAAACUCUCGUCGAUGGACUAGCCGAUGGAUACAGUUGGAUAAUUCGAUCAGAAAUAUGGAAUACACUGACUUAAACGAGCGAACUCAAUUGAGAUCUUCAUCGGAAAAUGAGAAUCAAAGUUUUAAUGAUAGACAUAGAGAUCAAAGAAAUCACUUGUUAUCGCCUAUAUCUGCAAAUCCUACUCGCUACGAACAACCGCCAUUGUUUCCGUUUAGAAGUUUGCGAGAAAACCAAUCACAGAGAAUGGAACAAAAUCAAAUACCCUCAAGCAGUGGUUCUAAUAGUGCUCACUCGCAAAUGUCUAAUUCAGAUGUAGCAGAUACAGUAGAAUUAAUGGGAAGCGUUAAUGAUCCUGUUGCAGUAAGAAUCGCUGACGCAAUUAAUCGCGAGAACAAUCAAUCGACGGAAAUCGACAGGCAACAACAGGAACAAAACCAGGAACGAAAUAUAGAUGACGCAAAUCUUGAUUCUAGCGAUAUAGAUCCAAUAGUACUCGGCAAUAUAGAUCCGAGAGAAAGUUCAUUAGGAGUUCGGCAAGGAAUUCAAUUGCUUAGUCGUCAUAUCGACAAUAUGCAUCGUUUAUGCCGAGCGCGCUUAGAGAUAGUUCAGUUAUGUCAAGUGCGUAAAAUGUGGGAAGAUCUACAACGACAAAUACGAUCAUUACAUGUAACAGUUCGCAUAGAAAGACAGAAUAGUGAUCAAACCGAGACACAAAGAGACAAUCCUGGUCCAUCAACCUCGGCUGCGAGUUCAUCGAACGAAUCUGCAAAGAAUUUUAAGAAAGCUCUUCUGGAGAAUUAUCAGAGAGAGAACAGUGAGAACAUUCGCGACACGAGAUCGUACAUAGAUCAGAAUCAACCGUCAACUUCAAGGGGAAUAACCGAUUUCGAUGAACAUUACGAAGACGAGUCCACAUUGCCCGGUAACAUUGAGGGAAGCACGACCAAUAUAAGUCUCUCGAAUCUAUUACCGAGUGAUACGGAAUUACGACGUACGCAGCGUCUUAAAUUGAAUGAGAUGCUGGACGGCUUGUAUGCACGGCUGAUGUCACGUUGUCAAAAUUGUGAUUCUCGCGUCGCCAAUGUCGCGUCGCGAACGAAAAACGACGAUCAUACAUAUGCCAAUUUAACAUCCGAGGGCGAUGUGCAAUUACCCAGUAUGUCCAGCGUUGUAUCGAAUAUCGGAGCUAAUUCGAAUUUACCGGCCGUUACCGCAAUUACGACAACAACAGAACCAUUACCAAGCAUUUCAAGUUUCGUUAGUAAUAUCGAUCGCGCAAGUUCUAGUAGAUCGACUCAAGUAUCGGACACGAAUGCUAAUUACACUGCGAUGGGCGACGUAACCGUUAAUAAUAAUAAUAAUAAUAAUAAUAAUAAUAAUAAUAAUAAUAAUAAUAAUAAUAGUAAUAAUAAUAAUAAUAAUAAUAAUAAUAAUAAUAAUAAUAAUAAUAAUAAUGGCAACGAUAUCACCGCCAAUUCCCUUUCGCAAGAUUCAGCGAACCAAAAUGAAGCGAACUCGGCUUUUGCAUCGUCGCUUGAACCAUCAGCUAAUAAUUGUAAUAGACAACGUGGUAAACAGACAAUUUUCAGACGUAUAAAGUUGCAUCGCGCGAGACAGAAUCUUAGAACUCAGUCCAAUAAUCUGUUUCGUCAUUGUAAGCAUGUCAGAAGACCGUGGAAUUUACGCAGAAAUACAUUCCAGCCUAAUAACAGCAAUAACAACGAUUGUUUAGAUGUGGAUGUAGAUAGAACGCGAAGUUCGAACACGUCCGAGUAUUUACAAAAGAUGAUUCUACGACUAGAAACGUUGGUCCGACAGCAGAGAGCCUUAGCUCGGAAUAGCAAUACUGAUAGAGGAUCGGAUGGUGAUAAUCGUCGAUCAGAAGCUAGUAGGGACAACGACAAUCGAGAAAUGGAAGAGAUUCGUGAAGCUACAAGAUUGAGAGCUAGACAAGUUCUUGGCUUAAUGGUGAGAUCUCUGAUUCAAUUCUUUGAAGUAACAAGAUCAGGAAAUGGCUCUCAAAGCAAUGUUCUCUAUGAACAAAUGUAUAAACUGUAUGUGUUGUUACAUUUGGCGCUGGAACUAACCGACUUAUUACUAGCACAGUUAGUGAUAACAAGACGCGAACUGGAAUCUAGUCAAUAUAGAUCUUUUACUGCCGAUUUAUCGGUCGACAACCAGAAUGAAGAAACGCGUAAUAACAGCGUCGAUAGUAGUCUACAAACGGAGAAUGAUCGCAACAAUGAUAUGCUGAGGCUGUAUAGAGAGUGCGUCUCGAAUUUCCGAUUUAAUUUGCCUUAUACAUCUAGCGUGGACUCCGUGGAGGAUCUUUUUUCGAUAAACAGAAAUAGACGUGACCUUACGCAAGAAGUGAGGCAACAAUUGAUACAAGCCGCAGAUGCAUUUCGCCAGAGUAGACAAAACAUUAAUAAUAAUUCGUCCGAGAACCAAAGUGAUCGGGUAGUAACUGCAUCUAGCAGCGACAAUGGCGAUGAUAUCAAUUACGAUGAUAACGCUCAAAGUGAAGAUAAUCGGCAUUCGACUUCCGAACAUGCCUUGUCAGCGGAGGUACAGAGUAUCGUGGAAAGAAUCCAGAGUAGUAGCUCAAUCGACAAUGAUGAAGUCAGAACAGGAAAUGAAAAUCGAAUGAUCGAUGCUGCGCAUCAUUCGCGCGAAUCGCGAAAUUUGAACGACAGCUAUCUAACUCGGAAUUACAGAAAUGCUACAGUGUCUGAACCAGCAAUGAGAAGACGCGCUGAUGAAUCGAGAAAUUCUCAAGAAAGGAAUACCGGUCUUACCAACGUAAAUUGGAGAAGUUAUGUUUAUUCAUCGGGAGACGAACAAAGCAUCAGAUCGCCGCAACAGAGACGUCGAACUCGACUCGUAGAUACGAACACGGGUGUACUUCGACGAGAAUUCAACGUGCCCGAACUUCAAGUAAACAGCGUACCCGUGAAUGAUUUCGACAAUUUAUCCAGUAAUCCUCGAAGAAGGCACAACACACCGCCGAUUCUACAGUCGCAUAUGCUUCCUCCAUAUCUAAUCAAUAAUUUUCUCUAUAACAAUAACGACAACAGAAACAACGAUCGGACAAACGAAUCGACAGUACAAUCUGGACCAGGUUGGGCUGGAUUAUCGAACAAUAGCAGAAAUAGGGUAUUAGCGUUUUGGCGCAAUCGAUUUGGACCUGUUUUUAUACCUCGUUAUUCCGAACUCACUGCUAAUGGAGGUUCACGAAUUGGAGAAGGUGCUAGUGGCAAUCCGGGGGGUGGCGGUGGUGGUGGCGACGAUGGAACUGGUGGUGGAGGAACAGGGGGAAGAGAAGGAGAGGGAGGACAAGAUCCUGGAAACGAUAAUGAAUAUUUGGAUAUUGAACAUAUACCAGUGGGUAUGCCGUUCAAUUCAGCGUUGGAAGUGCAGAGUUAUCGAGUACAAGCCUGGGAUUUUUCUAAUGGUGAUAUACCUGAUAUUACAGACCCUGACAAAAAUGUCGUGGUGCGCGAGUGUAGAAUUCAUAAUGAUGCCUGUAUCGAUAUAUCUGCAGAUGGAAAAUUACUAGCGACUCUUUUGCCAUCUGGUCGUAUAAAUGUGACUACCAUGUUAGGUAUUUACAGCCUGCAAUGGGAAACAUUGGGAGAAAGGAUUUAUUCGACGAAAAUUGAUCAAACGGUAGUAUCUGUCUCAAUGUCACCAACGCAACAACAUCUUUUAGUAGGAUUGGCACGCAGGGUUCAUAUCCCUGCCAGGCCGUUUCCGAUGGCUCUAAUCUAUAAAUUAAAGGAGAAACAACAUGACGACGAGAAAAAUGUUCCAUCGACGGAUUCGACUGUCGAAUCUACAUACGAUUCAUCUGAAGAAAUUCUCGAUGAUAAUAUUUCUACAAAUAAUACUUCCCGACGAAACAACAAUAAUGUUACAGCCAGCGGUUACAGAUCGCACGUUCAAGAUUGGCGAAUACGGAUGAGAACCGAACUGGACAUUAAACGUAACAAAGAAAGUAUGGUGCUUAUUCGGGAAUUGUUGCAAAGCAGCCGAGAAACCUCGGGCUACAUAAGUCUAAACUGCAUUAGAUGGGCACCGCAGCCCGGUCAAGGGAUGAUCUAUGCUACAAGUAGCGGACAGCUAAAUAUUUUACAAUGAUUCCAUGUGCGCUCAUAGUAGACGGAGACGAAAGUAAACGUUCUCUUCAUAUUAUAACGAUGCUUACCAUAAAUGUGUCAUACACGUAAGACAUAAUGCAGUAUCGCAAUUCACAUUAAACUUCUUUUCAGUAGAUUGUAAGGAAAAAUAUAGUUAUAAUGCGUGACGAGCGAUAAUAACGACGUUUUUAAUCAUCAAUUGAUUAUCAAAUCUGAUGGAUUGCACGAUGAUAAAUAUCAGACUACAAUGAUCUUUGAUAUUUAUAUUUAAUUCUUUGUCACAGAUUGCUUUUUUUAUAUCCAAAGCAAGUAUAUAAAAAAUGCAAGAUGUAGAUAUAAUAAUAUAUAUUUGAUUAAUGUAUUAUUGUAUAGUUUAUGUGCAGUUUUUUUAUUCAUACAUAAUUUAAAAAGACAUUGCAUUAUUUCUGUUAGAUAUUAAACCUGUAAUACAAGUUAUCUUUCUUUCUAUGAAAGCUUCUAUUGGAUCAUAUAGUAUGAAAAUAGAAUUGAUAUGAAUUAUGGAUUACAUUGUAUACAAUAUCAAGAUAUAUAUUUACUGAUCGACGAAUGCGCCCUAAUGUCGUCAAAUAAAUCAUUCGAAAUGCAUUUUGCUGCUUUUAUUGUUUUUAACCAUAAAAAAUAGAGAAAUUUAUCAUAUAUAAAUCUUUUUGCGAUACUUUUAUUCCGAUGAAUUUUUGUAAAACAUUAAUUAAUAUUAAUUUGUGAAAAUCAUAAAUUAAUAUCAACUUCAGUAACUAAAGACAUAUACUUUACAAACUUAUUUUUGAAAUAAAAGGUAAAAUGUUUGUCCACUUUAUUUCUGUACUAAGAUGAAAUGUUUAUUAAAAUUUCGUAUAUAUUCAUUUCAUACAUACAUGUUAAAAAUUUUGACAUAGAAUGCAAAUGUACAUAUAUAUGCUAACUAAGUAAAUGACUUCAGGCACAAUUUUAUUUUUCUGGGAAAUUGAGUUUUUUUUUAGAAAUUUGGCGAUUUAGAGAGAGAAAGAGAGAGACGAGAAUAGUUCUAUUUGUAUACAAUCAUCCGGUUUCAAUAUACAAUCAUUGUAUACAUAGAAUUGAAUAAUUUAUAAUUGUAUUUCUGUGUGUAUAAUUGUUAUCAAUAAUAAUUUUUUUCCAAAAAGCUCACGUUUUAUGUAUUUUACUGCUAUACGUAUACGCAUACAUACGCUUCUUUUGCGCUUCCACAAACGCGUUAUCUUUCUGAUAAAAAAAUACAAUAUAAAAAAAGAUAUUAGAAUAAGAAACAUGAAUAAUUUAUGUCUUAUACAUAUCCAAGAGACAGAUGUACACUUUUUAUGCGACAAUUGUGAGAAUGCUAUAGCAAAAGUGAGAAUCCUUAAGCAAAAGCAUAAUUUUUGUAUCCAAAAAAAUGUAAGACAUUCUUGCUCAUUUUUAAUUGACAGCGAAAAAUGCAACAGAAUAUAAAUUUUAAUAGCCUUACAAUAUUUGUCCCUUGUGUGAUUGGACAAUAAAAUAAUUUACAAAGUGGAAAUAAACAGCACAUUUUAUGCACAUAUAUAUAUAUAUAUAUAUAUAUAUAUAUAUAUAUAUAUACAAAACAAUAUUUAAUAUGUAUAUCGGUAUAGCUCUUUAUCACAAAUUCAUGUUAUAAAAGCAUUGGUCAUAAUAUUUCAAUUAAAAUAAUACUUAUUACAUGGAUUUAAAGAAUUGUAGGACUCUAUACUGACGAUAGGAUGGAAGACUUAAAGGCGAUUCUUUAAAGUAUUACCUUCAAGCAUAAAUAUGUUUUGCUAUAAUAUACUUUAAGUAAUUAAUAACAAAGAGUGGUUCGGUUUAUAAUACACACGAUUUAUGUGAAUCUUAUACGAAUUCGGCAAUUUAUUUACAGGACGCAAUAAGACUCGAAGAUUGUCUUUAUUAAUGAAUCCCUAUUUAUAAAAAUAGUCAUGCACGUGAAAAUUUAUAUAGAGAUUUAGUUUUUUCGGAAAAUCAGCGUAAAGCGAAUAAAAAUCCCGCGGUGCAGUAUAUAUUUAAGUGUACGUGUGUGCAUUAAUCUAUACAAUAUAUUUUUAACAACAUUUUGGCAUCGCACAGUGUAUCAAGUGUAUUGCUCAGUGAUUACAAGCUGCAUAAAUAUUUCUUUGCAGCAUACAUAGCACAAUACAUAUGUAUGGAGCUAUCUUGUAUUUCAUAUAUAUAAUGCAGUAAAAAUAUAUUUUUAUAUAAAUCUGACAGCAAAAUAAAAGAUUGUAAUCUCUGGACAGAAAUUGCAGAUAUGUUAUACUACCGUUUACCAUCCGGUAUACUAUACAACAUGCUAUUAAAAGCUAAGAAUGUACGCUGUUGCUUCGUUUCCUCUCGAUCACGCACAUUAAUUGGACUUUACAGUCGCUCUACUACAGUCUCUCUCUAUUAAAUUUAACCAUUAUGAUACUCUCUGACUUUCGAGUAAUAAAAAAAUAAUAAUAAAUCGCAGUUGCUCUUUUUCGCAACAGCAUUCUGAAAAUCCAACGGAACUUCAGAGAUUAUAUUUAAUCCUAGACAUAACCAGUCGCGUACAAUAUAAGACUAUCUUAUAUUUAAAGUUCUAAUCGGUACAAAAUGUUAAAUUAUAUCAUAUUCAAAUCAAUUAGUGACAUAUGAUACACAAUUACAUUAAUGGUAUCUCACAGUUUGACCUUGGUCAUGUAGCGUAAGAUGUAUGAUACAAAAAUCGUAUUUUUUCUUUUUUUUUCUUUUUCUAGUGAGCGUGUAUUCCUGGACGAUCUUUAAAAUUUUUAAUUAAAUACUUCACGAAAUGAAUAUUUCAUACAUAGCUGUCAGGUUUAAAUCUUUUUUACAGCAAUGUUAUGGCCAUAGGAGUAUCAUCACUUUGCAACUUUUUAUUAUGCAUAUGAAAUAAUAUUAAUGAAGAUAAUUAUGCAAUACAUGUACGCUGUGUGUAUAUAUGUAUAUAUUCUUAUACAUAUAUAUACACACACAUAAAGAAUAUUAAAAAGAUGUGAUAUAUGUGUUAAAGAAAAAAAAAUAAGAAAAAGUAAAAAAAGAGGCUUGAUAUCAAGUUAAUUUCUUUUCCAAUUUUGAUAAGAAUAUAGAAUACUAUAUGAUUACAUAAAUCAAACUCAAUUAUUAAUUGACUGAAUAUAAUCUUAUGAAAAUAAAGAUGUAACCCUGAUAUCAUGGCUUAUCUCUAUCUCGCAUAUUAUCUAAAAUUGUAAAUUCUUGUAAAUGGAAGUAACGCCAUAUAAAAGCAAUGAUUCAGACUAAUUUAUCAUGCUUUUCAUUCCUAAUAAAUUGUAAAGGCUGAUUUACUAAUGUUUAUAUUAUAUACUUAUUAUUAUGUGUAAAUGGUGUUCUUCUCAUGUAUAUAUAUGUACUGUAUUAUCCAAAAUACACAAGUCGUCCAUGUAUCAAAUUUGAUUCCAAUUAAUCAAAUGUCGAAAACUCUUUUAUAUAAGUCAACUGUUAUAUAAUAUUGUUAUAUAUAAUAUUUAAGAAUAAAAAGGAAAAGAAUUCAAAAAUUAUUCUCUGAAUCAAAGUAAUGAAAACAGAUGAACGGCGUAUUUACAUUAUAUAGAGCUGUAGCAGAAAAAAAUAUAUAAGAAUGUUAUUAUGUUGUAAUAUAUAUAAAAAGAUAUAUAAUUUUUAUUUUUAAAUUUCAUGAUAAUUUCAUGCAAUAAUUUUUCGAUGUAGAGAACAGCGAGAUAGGAAGAAAGAUAAAAAAGAUACAUACUUAAAAAUAAUUUGAACAUACUAAGAUAAUAUGCAUUAUUUUGCUUUGGCUUGCAAAUUUCUAAUUAGCGUACUUGGAACGAAUAUCGAUGAUUUUAGAGUGAAGCUGUAUGUUUUCGCUUUUUAAAAUGUUAUUAGUCAGCCGUAAAUUUGAUUCUUAUUACUUCAGUCAAUAUAUAAAAUGCUUUGGAUAAUGAAUCGUUGACUAAUAUAUAUCACAAGUUAUUUUCUUUCCUAUAUAAGGAUAGUACAGAUAAUGCUACGACUAUAUAUAUAUAUAUAUA